This is a messenger RNA of Microcebus murinus (gray mouse lemur), 2995 nucleotides long. The record is from RefSeq and is a predicted model, not a curated record. Lineage: Eukaryota; Metazoa; Chordata; Mammalia; Primates; Cheirogaleidae.
CAGAGGGCUGUGCGUGUGGUUGGAUGUCAGUAGGAUGUGGAUGUGUCAAGUCUGAAGGACGCCGGGUCACAGCCCCAGCAAGAUGAGGUGGUGGUCUUGGGACAGGCUGAGUCAGGAGAGGUCAAGGGAAGAUGGAGACUGCGAGGAGGACGGGGGUCGUGCAGGGGGAGGCCCAGGCCGUUAGGGCCGGGUAGACCUCAGUGAGGGGUAUGGGUCAUAUCUGGAGCAGCACAGGAAGUUUCUGGAGAGGACAGAGCCCUGGGCCCGCUGUCCGGGUCAGCUGCUGGCUCGUGGUGUUACAUAUUCACCACCUGGGUUUCCAACAACUGUGACUCCGUUUUUGUGAAUGGGAAGGAAAUGAAGAGCAAAGUGGACACAAUUGUGAACUUCACCCACCAGCACUUCACCUCCCAGUUUGAGGUCACUGUGUGGGCGCCCAGACUCCCCCUGCAGAUUGAGAUCUCGGACACGGAGCUGAGCCAGGUCAAGGGCUGGAGGAUCCCGGUGGCCUCCAACCACAGAAGGCCCACCCGGGAGAGUGACGACGAGGAAGAGGAGGAGAAGAAGGGGCGCGGGUGUUCUCUGCAGUACCAGCACGCCACGGUGCGCGUCCUCACCCAGUUUGUGGCCGAGUCGCCUGACGUGGGUCAGCUGACCUACAUGCUCGGCCCCGACUGGCAGUUCGACAUCACCGACCUGGUGACCGAGUUCAUGAAGGUGGAGGAGCCGAAAGUCGCUCAAUUACAGGAUGGCAGGACCCUGGUGGGUCGGGAGCCAGGAAUAACCACCGUGCAGGUGCUCUCGCCUCUCUCGGACUCCAUACUGGCUGAGAAGACAGUGAUCGUCCUGGACGACCGAGUCACCAUCGCAGAGCUGGGAGUGCAGCUCGUGGCUGGCGUCUCUCUGUCCCUGCAGCCUCACCGAGCAGACAAAAGGGCCAUCGUGUCCACAGCAGCUGCCCAGGAUGUUCUUCAGUUCCCACAGCAGGAAGCCAUAGUUAGUUCUUGGAUUUUGUUCAGUGAUGGUUCGGUGACACCUUUAGACAUUUACGACCCCAAGGAUUAUUCAGUUACUGUGUCGUCACUGGAUGAAAUGGUGGUGUCUGUCCAGGCAAACCUGGAGUCUAAGUGGCCGGUUGUGGUUGCAGAGGGAGAAGGACAAGGGCCUCUGAUUAAGUUAGAGAUGAUGAUCAGUGAGCCUUGUCAGAAGACCAAGAGGAAGAGUGUGCUUGCUGUGGGGAAAGGAAACGUCAAGGUCAAAUUUGAACCAAGUACUGAUGAGCACCAUGGAGGCACCAAUGACAUUGAGGGCAUAAGUCGGGACUAUAAAGACCACCUCGGUAAUUCCAUAGAGCGGGAAGGAAACCAGGAGAGAGCAGUUCAGGAAUGGUUCCAGCAUGGCGCAUCUAUCGGCCACGAGGAGAGUGCCAACAAAAGCACAACCCCACAGUCUCCCAUGGGAGGAAGGAACAAGAAGUUACUCAAGAGUGGUAGUCCAGACACCUUCACGAGCUUCCCCACUCAAGGGAAGUUACCGGAGCCCAAUAAUCCUAGUGACCUCACGGUGACCUCAAGGGGGUUGACGGACUUGGAGAUUGGCAUGUACGCCCUGCUCUGCGUCUUCUGCCUGGCCAUCCUGGUCUUCUUGAUCAACUGUGUGGCGUUUGCUUGGAAGUAUCGACACAAAAGGUUUGCUGUGAGCGAGCAGGGCAACAUCCCCCAUUCCCACGACUGGGUCUGGCUGGGCAAUGAAGUGGAGCUCCUGGAGAACCCCGUCGACAUCACACUCCCGUCGGAGGAGUGCACCACCAUGAUCGACAGGGGGCUGCAGUUCGAGGAGAGGAACUUCCUUCUGAACGGCAGUUCCCAGAAGACUUUUCAUAGUCAGCUGCUCAGGCCCUCUGACUAUGUCUAUGAGAAAGAAACUAAAAUUGAACCUAUAAGUUCUUCGGGCCCAAAGAGGAAGAGAGUCAAGUUUACUUCCUACACCACCAUCCUCCCAGAGGACGGCGGCCCGUACACCAACUCCAUCCUGUAUGACAGCGAUGACAACAUCAAGUGGGUCUGCCAAGAUAUGGGGCUGGGGGACUCGCAGGACUUUAGGGACUAUAUGGAAAGACUGCAAGACCAGAUGUAAACUCCUUUCUUAUGUUUGUAUUCACCUUUAUGCCUUCUGUUUUUUGAAUGGUGGAGCAGUGAGUUUGAUCAGCAAUAGGGGAUGAUUUAACAAAUUUGCUGUGUGGAGGUCUGGUGGGAUCCCUUUCUAAGCAGGCACCAGAGGUCCGAGAGCUAUUGCAGCCAGGCGUUCAGCCGGGAAAUGCCUCCGAACAGCCACGUGUAGGGACUGGAGAACUUCUAAGACAACUGUUUUACCGACUGCCUGGUUCUAGCUCAGUGCAAAUAUAAUAAACCUGACCCCACAGACAUUGUUAGUCAUCUUGCGACAAAUGGCCAUGUGGAAUUAGAAAAGAUUUGGAUGUUGAUUUUUCUAUUCCUAGACCUUUUAAAGCACAGUGGACACUUAAUUGCCCUUGGCCUGAGUUUAGACAUACAUGAAAGAUGACUGAAUGUAGCUAUCCUUAUUUGUUAAGAGCGCUGCUCAUUAUUUUUAUACACAUUUGCUCCUGCACCUGUUCCUUUGACCUCUGGAAUUCUUUUUGAAACACAAAGAGAAGAAAUUUCAGUCUUUUCUUUGAGAUCUGUUUGAUUUACAUAUAUGAGUUUCAUUCCCUGGGAUUUGCCAUGUCAUGUUAUUUCCUGGGUCUCCACACAGGAUGUCAGGUUUUUCCAGUUUUCUGCGCUUCGUUGUUUAGGGACAGUACCUAAGAAGCUUAUUCUUACUUUGUUUUUCCUUUCUUUUGUUGUUGAACUUUCUUGUAUAAGACUUGGACAAGGGGUUUUACUUAAAAUGUUAAUAUACUGUGAGGGAGGGCCAUCUCUUUACAGUUUUCUACAUGAAGUUUCAAAAAUUUGGAGAAAAGUUGUGAAUCGCAAAC